AUUUUGAUGUUUCGAGCAGCUGCAGGUGUGUACAGUAAAUAUAUUUUUUAUUGUGCAGGCGAGCGUGAGCUGGUUUUUAGUCCCAUGUCGUCACGGUUCACCAAACUGCAGUGGGCCCCCGUGAACCAUCUCCGCGCGUUCCCCGCUGAAGAUGUCUUCGGCCGAGCAGAAGGAAACCUUCAGUUUGCUCAACAAGUUUGAGAAACUGUCAUGGAGGCCCUUCAUCCGAGACUCAGGCUCCAAGAAACGAGCGCGAUGGCUUCAGGCACGACGCAUCUUUUCCCCAACCUGUCCCAGCCUGCGCAUCCCCAACCGGUUUCUGAGAGAGGGGCACUGUAUCCCACCUGCUCGCAGUGGGCACCGCUGCGUUGCAGACAGCAGCAACUUGUAUGUUUUUGGAGGUUACAAUCCGGACUUUGAAGAGGCAGGCGGGUCUGAGAAUGAGGACUACCCUCUUUUCAGGGAGCUUUGGCGGUAUCAUUUUGCCACGGCCACUUGGCAGCAAGUCCGCACGGAAGGAUAUAUGCCCACAGAGCUGGCCUCCAUGUCGGCUGUCAUACAUGGAAACAAUCUUCUGGUGUUUGGUGGCACAGGGAUCCCUUUUGGUGAAAACAAUAGCAAUGAUGUUCAUGUCUGCAAUGUUCAGUAUCGACGAUGGAACUUGCUCAACUGUAGAGGGAACAAACCCAACAAGAUUUAUGGGCAGGCGAUGGCCAUUAUAAACGGUUAUCUUUACGUGUUUGGAGGGACGACAGGCUACCUUUACAGCACUGACCUGCACAGGCUGGACCUAACCACCAAAGAGUGGACCCAUCUCAAACCCAACAACACACCUUCAGAUCUACCUGAAGAGAGGUACAGGCAUGAGCUGGCUCAUGAUGGACAGAGAAUAUACAUUUUAGGAGGUGGGACUUCCUGGACAUCAUACUCACUGGACAAAAUUCAUGCAUAUAACUUGGAGACCAAUUAUUGGGAGGAAAUGGUCACUAAACCCCAUGAAAAAAUAGGAUAUCCUGCUUCUCGCCGCUGUCACAGCUGUGUGCAGGUCAAAGACGAGGUGUUUAUAUGCGGCGGUUAUAAUGGAGAAAGUAUCCUGUCGGACCUGUGGAGGCUGAACCUGCGCACUUUUCAGUGGAUGAAGCUUCCUGCUGUCAUGCCUGAACCCGCGUACUUUCACUGUGCAGCAGUCACUCCGGCCGGCUGCAUGUACGUCCACGGUGGUGUUGUCAACAUUUCUGGUAACCGAAGAACCGCCUCUUUGUAUAAAGUGUGGCUGGUGGUGCCCAGCCUGCUGGAACUGACCUGGGAGAAGCUGCUGAAGAUGUUCCCUCACUUAACGCAGCUGUCCACGCUUCAGCUGCUCAGCCUGGGACUGACCCACACUUUCAUCCAGAGGCUCAAAUUGACUCAAGGCAAAGGCUGACUGAAGCAGCUGAAGCCUCGCAGGCCAAAGGUUGUAAUGCAGAGCAGAAAUGGCUGGGGGAAAAAAAACAUUUUUAACUUAAAAAAAAAAUUAAGUGAUAAUGUUAUGAGUUAGUCAUGCUGCAGCCAACAGGGUGCUGAUUUCAACCUCAAUGCACUUCAGACACUUUUCCUGAGUUUGGGACUUCCAACGUGCAUGUCGGUUUAUGUCGUCACAGGAGUAAAGGAGCAUGGGAAAUCAUCCGCUAAAAAGCUAACAGUUCUUCAGGUAAAUUCAUUUUGGCUUGUGAAAAUGGCUUUUUGCGGUUUUGGAGAUGGAACUUUUCCUCACUGUCGUUGCAUCUUAUAUGAUGGGGGGGGGGGGUUGGCCUUUACUUUUUGUGUAAAACACUUUACGUGUUUGAUUUUGAGAGAAAACCCCCAAAUAAAUUGCAGUACUUUUUAUGAGGUCAAUAUUCAAAACUUUAUUUAAAAACAGUUUUUAAUCCUAAUGUUUUUGCAGUUCUGUUUAUCAAAUUGGAAGUCCUGACUUACUUUGCUCUUUACCACUGUGAAACUUUAUUUGGGAAUGUUUCCAUAUUUGACCAAAGUGGUUUUUAAGUUUCAACAUUUUUUGUGCCUUGUGAUUUUUUUUUUUUUCUUAAUUUCUUUUCAAACAAGAGUUAAACAGCUGACUCUUGUCUGAAUUGCGUUAACAUUUAAAGCAUUUUUUCCAGACUUGUACUUUAUAUAUAUAUAUUUUUUAAAGACUGUACUGUCUUCAGCUGAUAUAUUUAUUCAAUUCACCUUUAUUUUGGACUUUAUGCCUGAACUCCACUUAAACCUUCAAACUCCAUGACACACAUUAAGUGCUAUUAUUAUUUCCACAGGUUUCUAGAGAUUUCUGCCUCUAAAGAAGUUGUGUAAGAUGUACUCGGGAUGCUACACACUGUGAUAAAGAGCUCCACUAUUAGGACACAAAAGCUUUUUUUCUUAAAAGAAUACAUGCAGUUACUGAAAAUCUUAAAUUACUGUGGAUACUUCCUUUUCACCAGCUGUUAUGUGCGCUUUCCAGAUAUCAAUGGUUUUAACCAAGUGCUUUUCUUUUAAACACCUUUUUGAUAUUUUAUGCCUUUAUCUGUUUAAAUAGAAAACUAUUCUGCUGGAUACAUGAAUACAAACUGACGUUUAAGGUCAUGUGCAUGUUACACUGUGCAUGUCAUUUCAUUUCAAUGUUCAGGAGACAAAGAUCUCUGUCAAAGAAGCAAAUAAGGUUGCACUGUUUUUGUAAUUAUAUUUGUCUGUGUAAACAAUAAAAACGCAGACGACCCAU
Molecule: messenger RNA, 2734 nt
Organism: Oryzias latipes (Japanese medaka)
Lineage: Eukaryota; Metazoa; Chordata; Actinopteri; Beloniformes; Adrianichthyidae
Product: kelch domain-containing protein 10-like
Biological process (GO): positive regulation of stress-activated MAPK cascade
Molecular function (GO): protein binding
Source: RefSeq, a predicted model, not a curated record